Dromiciops gliroides (monito del monte) is the source of this 2422-nucleotide messenger RNA. RefSeq names its product ERCC excision repair 2, TFIIH core complex helicase subunit (gene ERCC2). Gene Ontology annotation, molecular function: DNA helicase activity; ATP binding; hydrolase activity, acting on acid anhydrides, in phosphorus-containing anhydrides. The coding region runs from base 101 to 2383 and encodes 760 amino acids. Gene Ontology annotation, biological process: positive regulation of mitotic recombination; transcription by RNA polymerase II; nucleotide-excision repair. Lineage: Eukaryota; Metazoa; Chordata; Mammalia; Microbiotheria; Microbiotheriidae. The transcript has 23 exons. The record is from RefSeq and is a predicted model, not a curated record. Gene Ontology annotation, cellular component: nucleus.
AGAGGAGAGACUCCCGCUCCAUCGUAGUCGGGUUUAAGCUCCUUUUCUGCAUAUUAAUGAGGAGGUGGGGCCUCGCCUUUGGAACGCUGUGGACACCGCCAUGAAGCUGAAUGUAGAUGGGCUCCUGGUCCACUUCCCCUAUGAUUACAUCUACCCUGAGCAGUUCUCCUACAUGCUGGAGCUCAAGAGGACCCUGGAUGCCAAGGGACAUGGGGUCCUCGAGAUGCCCUCUGGCACUGGCAAGACCAUCUCCCUCCUGGCUUUGAUUGUGGCGUACCAGCGGGUUCACCCCCUGGAAGUAACCAAGCUCAUCUACUGCUCGAGGACUGUCCCUGAGAUUGAGAAGGUGAUUGAGGAGCUCAGGAAGCUGAUGGACUCCUAUGAGAAGCAGGAAGGUGAGAAGGUGCCAUUCCUGGGCCUGGCCUUGAGCUCCCGCAAGAACCUGUGUAUUCACCCUGAGGUGACCCCCUUGCGCUUUGGGAAGGACGUGGAUGGGAAGUGUCAUAGCCUGACAGCCUCUUACGUGCGGGCACAGCGUCAGCAGGAUGCCAGUGCCCCUCACUGCCGCUUCUAUGAGGAGUUUGAUGCCCAAGGCCGUCAAGUGCCCAUCCCCUGGGGCAUCUACAACCUGGACGACCUGAAGGCCUUUGGACGGCAGAAAGGCUGGUGCCCCUACUUCCUCGCCCGAUACUCAAUCCUUCACGCCAACGUGAUCGUCUAUAGCUACCAUUACCUUCUGGACCCCAAGAUUGCAGACCUUGUUUCCAAGGAGCUGGCACGAAAGGCCGUCGUCGUCUUUGACGAAGCCCACAACAUUGACAAUGUGUGCAUCGAUUCUAUGAGUGUGAACCUGACCCGCCGGACCCUGGACAGAUGUCAGAACAACCUGGAGACACUGCAGCGCACGGUGCACAAGAUCAAGGAGACAGAUGAAAAGCGGCUGCGUGAGGAGUACCGCCGCCUGGUGGAGGGGCUUCGAGAGGCGAGUGUGGCGCGGGAGACAGAUGCUCAUCUGGCCAACCCCGUUCUUCCGGAUGAGGUGUUGCAGGAGGCGGUGCCCGGCUCCAUCCGAACAGCAGAGCAUUUCCUGGGUUUUCUUCGGCGCCUGCUCGAAUAUGUGAAAUGGCGCCUCCGGACUCAGCACGUGGUCCAGGAGAGCCCGCCAGCCUUCCUGGGCGGCCUGGCCCACCGCGUCUGCAUCCAGCGCAAGCCCUUGCGGUUCUGUGCCGAGAGGCUGAGGUCCCUGCUCCACACUCUGGAGAUCGCGGAUCUGGCCGACUUCUCCCCGCUCACCCUCCUCUCCAACUUUGCCACACUGGUCAGCACCUACUCCCGAGGCUUCACCAUUAUCAUUGAGCCCUUUGACGAGAGGACCCCAAGCAUUGCCAACCCUGUCCUGCAUUUCAGCUGCAUGGACGCCUCGCUGGCCAUCAAACCAGUGUUUGAACGUUUUCAGUCUGUGAUCAUCACCUCAGGGACCCUGUCCCCCCUGGACAUCUACCCCAAAAUACUGGACUUCCACCCUGUCACCAUGGCGACCUUCACCAUGACCUUAGCCCGGGUCUGCCUGUGCCCCAUGAUCGUUGGCCGAGGCAAUGACCAGGUGGCCAUUAGCUCCAAGUACGAGACCCGAGAGGAUAUUGCCGUCAUCCGGAAUUAUGGCAACUUGCUCCUGGAGAUGUCUGCUGUGGUCCCCGACGGGAUCGUUGCCUUCUUCACCAGCUACCAGUACAUGGAGAGCACCGUAGCUGCCUGGUAUGAGCAGGGCAUCCUGGAGAACAUUCAGCGUAACAAGCUCCUGUUCAUUGAGACCCAGGACGGAGCAGAGACGAGUGUGGCCCUGGAGAAGUACCAGGAGGCAUGUGAGAACGGCCGAGGGGCCAUCUUGCUCUCGGUGGCGAGGGGCAAGGUGUCUGAGGGCAUCGACUUUGUCCACCACUACGGCCGGGCUGUCAUCAUGUUCGGUGUCCCCUACGUCUACACCCAAAGCCGAAUUCUCAAGGCCCGCCUGGAGUUUCUUCGUGACCAGUUCCAAAUCCGAGAGAAUGAUUUCCUGACCUUUGAUGCCAUGCGACACGCGGCCCAGUGUGUGGGCCGCGCCAUCCGGGGCAAAACUGACUAUGGGCUCAUGAUCUUUGCUGACAAGCGCUUUGCCCGGGCCGACAAGCGUGGGAAGCUCCCUCGCUGGAUCCAAGAGCACCUGACGGACGCCAACCUCAACCUGACUGUGGACGAGGGUGUCCAAGUGGCCAAGUACUUCCUGAGACAGAUGGCCCAGCCCUUCCACAGGGAGGACCAGCUGGGAUUGUCUUUGCUGAGCCUGGAGCAGCUUCAGUCCGAGGAGACCCUCCGCCGGAUAGAGCAGAUCGCUCAGCAGCUGUAAAUGGGUGGGCCCAGAUGUGGGGAGAGGGGAAAUAAAGGA